CAAAAAUAAGCCCUUCAUGUUUACAGUUAAUUACACAACAGCCCCUUUCUUUCCUCCAUGAUCGACGACAAGGUCGAAUACGAUCGCUAUUUCUCAAUCUCUCUCUCUCUCUCUCUCCGUCUUCAUUCAAUCUAUCUCAGUGAUUUACUUGCAAGAGAAGUCGCCUCUUAAUCUCUCUCGAGAGAGGCUCAGUUUGUUUCACCAUGGCCGGCCAAAACGCGCGUUUGAAUGUGGUCCCCACUGUUACAAUGCUGGGCGUGAUGAAAGCUCGUCUCGUUGGAGCCACAAGAGGCCACGCGCUCCUCAAGAAGAAGAGCGACGCUCUAACCGUUCAGUUCAGAGCCCUUCUCAAGAAAAUCGUUACAGCCAAAGAAUCAAUGGGAGACAUGAUGAAGACUUCCUCUUUCGCUCUCACCGAAGUCAAGUACGUCGCCGGCGAAAACGUCAAGCACGUCGUCCUCGAGAACGUCAAAGAAGCAACGCUCAAAGUCCGGUCAAGACAAGAGAACAUCGCCGGCGUGAAGCUUCCCAAGUUCGAUCAUUUCUCCGAAGGCGAGACCAAGAACGACUUAACCGGUUUAGCUAGAGGUGGACAACAGGUCCAAGCUUGCCGUGUGGCUUACGUGAAAGCUAUUGAGGUUCUGGUCGAGCUUGCUUCUCUCCAGACUUCGUUCUUGACGCUUGAUGAAGCGAUCAAGACGACUAAUCGGAGGGUUAAUGCUUUGGAGAAUGUGGUGAAACCGAAGAUUGAGAAUACGAUCAGUUACAUCAAGGGAGAGCUUGAUGAGCUCGAGAGGGAAGAUUUCUUUAGGCUGAAGAAGAUUCAGGGGUACAAGAGGAGGGAAGUUGAGAGACAAGCGGCUAACGCUAAGGCCUUUGCUGAGGAGAUGGUUCUUGAAGGGAUCUCUAUGCAGAGAGGGAUUUCGAUAAACGCUGCUAGGGACUUGCUUGCUGGUGGUGCAGAGAAGGAUGCAGACAUUAUCUUCUGAGGUGUGUGUGUGGGGGCUCUCUAUUUAUCUUUUUGUGAUUGCUUUGUUUAUUAAUCUCUUCAUCAGAGUUUAUGUUUCUUCAAAAUAAAAUGGAUUUGAUGUAUAGAUGAAAGAUUGUGUCAUCUUGAGUUGUGCUUUGCUAUGAUUUUUCUGAAGAUAUUUGUGAUUGUUACUCUUAUAUGCUUACCUUUAAAAAAAAAAAAGCCUUGAUGAUA
Brassica napus (rape) is the source of this 1204-nucleotide messenger RNA. Its product is annotated as V-type proton ATPase subunit D-like. NCBI's taxonomy places the organism in Eukaryota, Viridiplantae, Streptophyta, Magnoliopsida, Brassicales, Brassicaceae. The transcript is spliced from 2 exons. The coding region runs from base 204 to 989 and encodes 261 amino acids. Gene Ontology annotation, molecular function: proton-transporting ATPase activity, rotational mechanism. The record is from RefSeq and is a predicted model, not a curated record. Gene Ontology annotation, cellular component: proton-transporting V-type ATPase complex; vacuolar membrane.